ACCGCCCCAGACCCUCCCCGGUGGCGGCGGGGGCUCAGCCGCCCGCUCCCGGCUCCGGUGGCGGCCGGGGGAUGCGCGGGGGAGGGUCGGGCCGGGGGAGUACGGGCCCCGUUUUCCUCCCCGGUCCCCGUUUCCUUCGCAUCUCACUCCCCUCCGCCUCCUCUUCCACCUCUCCCUCCCUAAAAUCCCCCCCCCCCAAUCUUUUCCCCCACCUCCCGUGAUGCGCGCCCCGGCGCCGCGCCGCUCCCUCGCCCCUUCCCACCCCCUUCCCACCGGCACCGGCACCGGUUUUCCAUGGAAGGGCAGCGGCGGCGACCGGAGCGCUUGAAGUUUGCCCGGAGCGAGGGAUGAGCCAUGGAGGGACCGAGCCCGGCGGGAGCCCCGGGCCACCGGCCGAGCCCGCGGCCACCGGGAGGGCCCGCGAGAAGGCACCGAGCCGGCCGGAGCUGGACACGGCUCUGCGCGGUGGAACCGGAGGCGGCGGAGGCUUCAAGGACAUCCCGGGAACGUCGGCGGUCGGUCCCGGCUCCUCCAAGGAGCGCGUCCCGGAGCGGGGAAACCCGUCGGGAGCCGGCGAGGCGGAUUACUGCCGCCGCAUCCUGGUGCGAGAUGCCAAAGGGACGAUCCGGGAGAUCGUGCUUCCCAAGGGCCUGGACCUGGACCGGCCCAAGCGGACGCGGACGUCCUUCACGGCGGAGCAGCUCUACCGCCUGGAGCUGGAGUUCCAGCGCUGCCAGUACGUGGUGGGCCGGGAGAGGACGGAGCUAGCGCGGCAGCUCAACCUCUCCGAGACCCAGGUCAAGGUCUGGUUCCAGAACCGACGCACCAAGCAGAAGAAGGACCAGAGCAGGGACUCUGAGAAACGCUCCGCCGCCACCUCCGAGUCCUUCGCCACCUGCAACAUCCUCCGGCUGCUGGAGCAAGGCCGGCUCCUCUCCAUCCCGGCCCCCCCCAGCCUCCUCUCUCCCACCUCCAACCCCAUCGGCAGUCCUACAGGCAACGGAUCCAGCUUGGCCACCCCAGGAACCACCUCCCCGGGGCUCGGCGGUGGGAGCAGCCCCCCGGGGCCUGGAGCCUUCAGCUUGCAGGUCCCUUCUCUCGCCUCCUCCUCCUCCUCCUCUUCCUCACCCAGGCUGCCGGCCACCCCGCUGUGCUUUGGGGGGCCGCUCCUGGGCAGCCUACACGACCUCCCGGGCGCUUACGGACUGGGCACUUCUGCUUUUGAGCCUUACACGCGGCUGGAAAGGAAAGACAAUUCUAUACCCAGCAAGAAGCCAAGCCCUUAAAUCAAAACCAGUGUCAAAAGGUCUCCCCCCUGUCCCCAUCCCCGCGGCCCCCGCACACCCCGUGCCCCGCACCGGGGUUCGAUUUGGCAAGUGGGAUGUGGAAGACCGUUUAGCGCCCGCCGUGGGGGUGCGGGGGUGUGUGCGCGAGUGCAUGCACACGCGUGUGAGUGUGCACGGCCGGCCCCCGCCCCAGGCACACCGACACGGCCGUGGGUGACACCCUGCAGCUCCUUGCCCCAGGACUGACGCUGGUCACGCCUCGGGGGGGGGUCCCUGGCUGUCCCGUGUCACCGGCGCUGUGUUGUCCCUCGCAGAUGCCACUGGAUCUGCCAGGGUCACGUUCCCCCCCCCGCUCCACGUAUCGCCCCUGCACGGUCUGGAAGACGAUGCUGUGGUCUGUGCUGGAUGGGCUGGGAGAGGAGCAGCUCUGGGGGGGGAUGCUGGGGGGUUGACGAUGCCCCAUGGUCUUUCGGUGCCUCUUAUGGCUGGGAGCACAGAGCCCCAGUCCCUCAGGACUGUCACCCUAGGGCCCGUGGUGCUGGGGUCACCGCCAAAGCCCCGGGGAGUGGGAGGGCACCCCAAAAGGGAAAGCGCAGGGCAGCACUGGGCUCUGUCCCUGCCUGGCCAUGGUGUCCUUGGGCCUCGGUUUCCCCACCUGCAAAUGGCUUCGUGUUUGGGCUGAGGUUGUCUCAGAGCAUCCCGGUGGCUGUGGGGUCCAGGUCCCCUCUGCUGGCAGGGAACACUGCUCCCAUGGGAUGCUUGUCCUCCCGGACCCCCAGCCCGGGGCCAGGGGAGCUGGGGAGGUCUGAGGGGGACCGAUGGUGCCGGUGAUGUCUCCAGCCCCCUGCACCAGCGGUCCCUGUGCUCAGGAGCAAGGAGCCACCCUGACUCAUGAGCCACCCCCAGGCUCCCCUGUGCUUGCUCGUGCAGAGCCAAACCACUGUCCCAGACCCUGUUUUGGUGCUGUCCCACCCUGGCAAACCCCUGGGGAUGCUGCAGGAGCCUCUGAUCUCCCUUGGGGGGGCUGUGGUGAGCUGGGUCCAAGCCACCAUCCUGUCCCCCACCAAGGCAACCCCACCGAGGGGGACGUGGACGCAUGGGCAGCUGUGACGCUGGGAUCUGCCCCUCUGGGUCAGCCUGGGCCACGGAGGCUCUUUGCCAUCAGUGGGACCCCCAGCCCUGUCCUGGGUGCUCAGCGCAGGCGCUGCAGUGAGCCCCAUCCUGAGCACUGCUGUAACAGCACCCCACGCCCCUCGCUCCCAUCGCCUGGCUCCCAUCGCCGGGCUGGACCUCCCGUCGCCUGGCCCGGAGAGGUGCUGAGCACCCAUUGCCUGCGAAGGCACGGCCAUGUCCUGACCCUCGGGCAGCCUCAGCUGCUCUUCCCACCUCAGCACCCUGAUCCCAGAGGGUGACGAAGGCAUCCCGCGGGGCAGGAUUCGGCCUCAGGUGUGCAGUGCCGGGGCCGUUCGCAGGCAGGGCACGGCUUGGGAAUGAGCUCCACAGGGUUGACGGUGGGCUUGGAGCCGUGCUGGUGGCAAAAACGAGAGGGGCAUUGCACGAGGGGGCCCUUGGGGAAGGGGGCAGCAUGUCCCCCGUGGUAUCUGCUGAGGGAGGGCUACGCUGGGCAGAGUCUGGCCCUUCUGUGGUGUGAGCAUCGCCUUGGCAGGGCUCCCUGUGGUGGCAUCGCCUUGGCAGGAUGCUCUGGUGGCACAGCCCUGGCAGGACACCCUGCAGGGACAUCGCUGUGGCAGGAGGGGAUGAUGCCCCGCGCCCCUCCUAGAGCCCAGGAGCUGCCAUGGGCCUCGUCCCCCCUUCACACCCCCAAGCCGAGGGGGUCCUGCAUCCCUCCGCUGCUGUUUAAUGUGUAAUAACAGUAAUUACCACUGAGCAACCCCCCAGCCUGGCCCGGGCUGAGCAUCGCUGCGUGGGCUGCAGCCCCCCUGCCCAGGCCCUGUAGGGACCAGUCCCUAAGGGGACACAGCCGCCAGCCUGUGUGUUCCCAGGAUUUUGCAGGGAAAUAUUUAAAAUAAAUGAUUUUAUGAAAAGGUCUCGAUGAUUUUUAUUUUUCCUUUAAAUCAAGCAUUUCUAUGAAAUAGUAUUUAUUGUUCACCUCACAUCUGGAGCACUUUAUGGGAGCGAGCCCUUUGGUCUCGUGCUGCUCUGCGGAGCUCGGAAGGGGUCGGCACCCCCUGGCCGCAGGUGGGGAAACCGAGGCAGGGUUUGCCUGGGGAUGCAGAAAGCAGGGACAGAGUUUGGUUCUCGGUGACGCGCUGACGAGCUCCCCUCCCCCGGCCCGGCUCAGACCACAGCUCGCUGCCAGCACCUCCGUACCUCUCCCUAAGUGCAGUAUUUGCCAGAUCCUCCCGGUGCCCUGGGGUGCCCAAACCCCGACACCCCGAUGACGUGUUUGACUGAGGUUUUGGAUUUUCGACAGGACAACGACCUCCCUUCCGCUCGUCACUUAAUUUAUAUUUAUAUCACUGUUCUUCAUCCUCUCCCGGUCUGCAAACGUGGUAUUUAGAGGCAGUGAGCUGAGGCGGGCAGAGCGGGCAGUGGGGCAGCCGUGCCCACCCAGCCGUGCCGGUAUGGAGGGAUCCUGCCCACAGGCAGGACCGCCUGCAAACCUCUCCCGGGGCUUGUUUUGCUUUGGUUUUUCCCUUUCCCCCACCGGGAGCAGCUGAAUUUGCCAAGGUUAUGGGACCCCGAUUCCCCCCACCCUCAUUGGGAGGCACCUUGGUCUGAUGGAGAAGCGACCCCCUUGCACCUGCGCAGGCGGAGGAGGUUCUGGGGCAUUUCAGAGAACUCAAGGUCCACUUGUGUUUUCAAAAGAGCCCCCAAAGCCUGGGCGCAGCCAGAGGGAGAGGUGGCAAGCGAGGCCGGGAGGCCACGGGCUGCCCUGCGCUGAAAUGGCAAGCAGAACACUGCAAAUUUAAACCCAAAUGCUGCUUUCACAAGGGUCCCAAACCUGAUCCAAAGCCGCUGUUUCUCCAAAAUUUCUUCUCCCAAAGCAAAGAUCCCCAGCGAAGCUGUCCCGGGGGGAUUUGGGAAGGUCCCGCGGGGAAGCUGGCUCGCUCCCAGCCCGCCCCACUCUGCUCGCUGCCAGCGGCUCUUCCUGCCUUGUACAGUUGGGAAGGGGAAAAAAAACUGGUUUUUUUUUUUUAAAAAAAAAGAGUACUGGAUGUAAAACUUUAACGAAUAAUGUGUUUUUUUAUGGUUUCUCAAAGUUAAUAAAAGUUAUGCCCUGC
Molecule: messenger RNA, 4531 nt
Organism: Phalacrocorax carbo (great cormorant)
Lineage: Eukaryota; Metazoa; Chordata; Aves; Suliformes; Phalacrocoracidae
Source: RefSeq, a predicted model, not a curated record